UGGACAGUCUUCAUAAUGACUUGGUCCCCUCUCCUCCUCGCCCUUCUCAUUCACUGCUCAGGGUCCUGGGCCCAGACUGUGCUGACUCAGCCGCCCUUAGCAUCUGGGAACCCUGGGGAGAGGGUCACCAUCUCCUGUUCUGGAAGCAGCUCCAACGUCGGGAGUAAUUCUGUACACUGGUACCAGCAGCUCCCAGGAACAGCCCCCCUCAUCUAUGGUAACAGCAAUCGGCCCUCAGGGGUACCUGACCGAUUCUCUGGCUCCAAGUCUGGCACCUCAGCCUCCCUGGCCAUCACUGGACUCCGCCUUGAGGACGAGGCUGAUUAUUACUGCUCAGCAUGGGAUGACAGCCUGAAAGCUUAUGUGUUCGGCGGUGGCACCACGCUGACUGUCCUCGGUCAGCCCAAGGCCGCCCCCUCGGUCACUGUGUUCCCGCCCUCCUCUGAGGAGCUCCAAGCCAACAAGGCCACACUGGUGUGCCUCAUAAGUGACUUCUACCCGGGAGCCGUGACAGUGGCCUGGAAGGCAGAUGGCAACACCGUCACGGAUGGAGUGGAGACCACCAAACCCUCCAAACAGAGCAACAACAAGUACGCGGCCAGCAGCUACCUGAGCCUCACGCCGCAGCAGUGGAAGUCUCGCAGCAGCUACAGCUGCCACGUCACGCACGAGGGGAAAACCGUGGAGAAGACAGUGACCCCUUCAGGAUGUUCUUAGGCCCCCAACCCUCACCCUACCCGUGGGGCCUGCAGCUGCAGAAUCCCAGGACAGAUUCCCUCCCACCCCAAGCCGUCCAGCCCUUCUGCCUACACCCAAUAAACUCUCAAUAAAUGUCAUCCUUGUCAAUCAGAAAA
Molecule: messenger RNA, 854 nt
Organism: Saimiri boliviensis boliviensis (Bolivian squirrel monkey)
Lineage: Eukaryota; Metazoa; Chordata; Mammalia; Primates; Cebidae
Source: RefSeq, a predicted model, not a curated record